CAUUGAUUGAUUAUUACCCUCCCCCUCUCCUGAGUCAACCCAUUCGUUGGCCCGAUCAAUUGCUCCGGGAAAGUAAGAUUAAGUAAAGAUGAAGAAUUACUUACCCUCACUCCUCCUCCUCCUCGUCUCCGCUGUGGGAGUCCGAGCGCAGGACAAGAUUGCCGAUGCCGUAGCAGGGGACGGGAAACUAUCCACGCUGCGCUCAAUACUGACCAGCAACCCGGCGCUCGUCCAACUCCUUGACGACAGGUCCUACGGCCAGCGAACCUUCCUCGCCCCUUCAGACACUGCCUUCGCCAAGUACUUCGCCAACACAAACAACACCAGCGCCGGGAGCAAUCCCUCGCAAACGCAGAUGGAGGCGAUGCUAUCGUACCACAUCAUGAAUGGCUCGUUUCCGGCAUCGAACCUGACGUCGCCCGGGGGAGUUGCUGCAGCUACGUUUUUGCAGGACUCGCAGUAUACGAACCUUGGGAGUGGGGCUGCUGGGAAUAUGGUUUUUGCUUCGCGGUACGGGAACUCGGGGGAGGCGGGCGCGGCUGGGAAAUUGGAGGUUUUCGGGGGAGUAGGGGACAGCGCACCCAUCGUGAGGACGGAUAUUAAGUUUGGGAAUGGAUUUGUGCAUGUUGUUGAUGAUCUACUAUCGCUCCCACAGACAUGCACGAGCUCAAUGGGAAGACUAUCCUUAACCUCGCUCCUGCAGGCGCUGGACCGGGCAUCACUGGCUCAAAAACUUGAUACCACCCCGGGCGUGACAUGCUUCGCGCCGACCCAGGAGGCAUUCACCGCGUUAGGAAAUCCGGAGGGGAAACUUUCGCAGGGGGAACUCUCGGAUGCACUUAUGUUACAUACGCUCGGGAAGGCAGCAUACUCGCCAGACCUGAAGCCGGGGACUUGGUAUCCGACUUUAGCGAAUGGGCAGAAUAUCAAGGUACUCCGUGAGGGGGGUUCGCUAUAUGUUACAGGUGAUGGGGGUGGGAAAGCGAAGGUAGUGAGGGGGAAUGUGAUUGUUAAGAAUGGAGUUAUGCACGUUAUUGAUCAGGUUUGUCUUCUUUUUUUUUUCUGCAGUGGGUUUUUCGUUGAAGACGGUGGAGGCUAA
Messenger RNA from Tuber melanosporum (Perigord truffle), 1099 nucleotides. RefSeq lists its product as uncharacterized. Gene Ontology annotation, biological process: macroautophagy. The record is from RefSeq and is a predicted model, not a curated record. The coding region runs from base 89 to 1099 and encodes 336 amino acids. NCBI's taxonomy places the organism in Eukaryota, Fungi, Ascomycota, Pezizomycetes, Pezizales, Tuberaceae. The transcript is spliced from 2 exons. Gene Ontology annotation, cellular component: fungal-type vacuole membrane.